This is a messenger RNA of Phoenix dactylifera (date palm), 1016 nucleotides long. Lineage: Eukaryota; Viridiplantae; Streptophyta; Magnoliopsida; Arecales; Arecaceae. The record is from RefSeq and is a predicted model, not a curated record.
AUGCAGAAGCUCGGAUUUUCUGGCAUGAAGAGCUUGGAUCAUCUCAGAUCCGUCCAUGGAUCUCUUGCUGGAGCUGCGAAAACCUCUCAGAUCUCAAAUUCCCGGCUGUCCUCGGAUUCCAUCUCGCAUGGGAGCUUUGCCAAUCUAAAGCUCACCGCAGAGAGGUUGGUUAAAGAACAAGCUUCGGUGAAAACCGAUCUUGAAAUGGCGCACACAAGGCUAAAAAGAGCAACAGAGCAGAUACAUGUGCUAGAGGCCAAACUACAGCAAGCAGUCAAUGAAAAUGCAAAGCUUAAAGUAAAGCAAACAGAAGAUACAAAGCUCUGGAAGGGAUUAGAUUCAAAAUUUUCUUCAACCAAGAUGCUGUGUGAUCAGUUAACUGAAACAUUGCAGCACUUAACUUGUCAGACUCAUGCAGCUGAGGAAAAUAAGAACUUCUUUGAAGAAAAGCUUGCACACAGUUCAAAAGCUUUUGAUGAUUUGAACUGUCUUCAAAAUGAUUUGUCUGUGAAGUUAGAGUGUGCAGGCAACACAAUAAAUGCUGGGAAACAAGAGAUAUUGGAACUCAGGAGGGAGAAAGAAGAAAUGGAGAAAUAUUUCAGGGAUGAGCGCUCUGCAACUGAUAAUGUCAUAAAGGAAAAAGAUGCGGCUAUGAAACAGUUAGAAGAGAUUGUUGAAGAGAAAAAGGCACAUUUGGAGACUCUGGAAUCCCAUAUGCAAGAAAUGCAACAUGAAUUCAGUUUAAAAGAAGAUUCCUCCAAAUGCUUGAGAGCCACCCUAAGCAACCUGGAAGAUGAAAGAAAUGCUCUGCAACUUAGCAAUCAGAAUUUUGCGCAGAAAAUAGACAAAUCAUGCCAAGAGUUUAAGGAACUUGAAAUGCUGCUUAAUCACUUAGUGAUCCAACUAGUUGAAUCGAACAAAGACAGUGCAACCAUAUCAGAUCAGGUUUCUAGGCUAUUCUUGUCAUUUGGAGCUUACGACGAGUUGCUUCAGCAGGAGAAAUGUUUAGCUAUAAA